This is a messenger RNA of Gavialis gangeticus (Gharial), 6203 nucleotides long. RefSeq names its product T-cell lymphoma invasion and metastasis 2 (gene TIAM2). Gene Ontology annotation, molecular function: protein binding; guanyl-nucleotide exchange factor activity. The coding region runs from base 659 to 5836 and encodes 1725 amino acids. Gene Ontology annotation, cellular component: membrane; synapse. The transcript has 27 exons. Gene Ontology annotation, biological process: small GTPase-mediated signal transduction; positive regulation of axonogenesis; activation of GTPase activity. The record is from RefSeq and is a predicted model, not a curated record. Lineage: Eukaryota; Metazoa; Chordata; Crocodylia; Gavialidae.
UGACUGUAACAUUCCAGCUGUGGCUUUGGAAGCUGUAGGUUUCCCAAGACAUCGUAUACAAAGAUGUUAGGUAUAUUAAUGAGUUUAAAAAAAACACUGAAGCUACCUUCAAGCAAGCAAACCUUUAUUCAGCAAACUUUCUAUUAGCUUUCCUCUGGAACUUUCGUGGUAACUCUGGAAUGCCGGGUCAAACAACAGCCUAGUCAUAGAGUAUUCCCUGGUGGCUUUGAAGCAUUAUGGCAGGCCGUCUAGGCUAAUCAUUUCAAGCGGCCCAUGGAAAACCACUUUCUGGUUAAGUCUGCAUCAUACUGUUCCACCAAUGGAAAAAAUUGAACACAAGGAGGGUGUGUAGCUUGCAGACAAAAAUACAUCCAGCAUAGCACAGGAUCUGUUUUUAGCUCAUAACGGCUGAACAUUUUGAAGUGUUAGACACAGUUUCCUGGCUUACCAGGGACAGAAAGAAAGUGAGAGUCUGUGUAUAGGCUACAAAGUUUUGUGAAAUGUUAGGGAAAACGGGCUGAAGCAGGGGCUUUGGUUAAGAAAGUCUUGAUGGAAGCCCAUCUCUUUUGUGGGAAGUGUGGUGGCUGGCUAUCAAGGUUGUGUGAAGUAUGCUGACUAUUAAUUGUGCCCUUAUUUAACAGCAAUUUUACAGCGGAAAAUGGGGAAUUCAGAAAGCCAGUACAGCCUACAGGGAUCAAAAAAUCAUACUCCUGCUGCACCCAGUGCCAAGCGGAAGCCUUGCUCUCUGAAAAUUCGUGGCAUUCUUGCAAAAGAUGAUAAGUCCUGCUCUGUGCAUGGUUGGGGACACAACAACAGUGGCUCAAACUACAAAUCAAGGUCUCUAGCCAGAAGUUGUCUCUCCCAUUUCAAGAGUAAUCAGCCUUAUUCAUCUAGACUAAGUGACACAGUGGCCAAGGUCUCUAAAAGCAAUAUCUGUGCCAAACACAGCACAAAUGCCUCGGGGAACUACUGCCAGGGGAGUAAUGCGGCAUUCUUGCCUGAGAAUGGUUUCCAUUAUAUUGGCCUCGAAGCUGCAAGUAAUCAGGUUGCCUCCAGGGAUUGCAAUGGACACAUUUUAAAUUGUUAUGGAAAGAAUGAGAGUGUGGCAUCAACCCCACCAUCAGAGGACAGGAGGAGCCCACGAGUUCUUAUUAAAACACUGGGGAAGCUGGACGGCUGUUUAAGGGUGGAGUUCCACAACAGCAGCAAUGACCAAGUGCCUACGGAGGAGGCCAGUGGACCAGUCCAGCUGUUGAGGUACUCGCCAACUUUAGAAUCUAAGUCAAAUAACCUGCUUGAAGUGAGGAGGAACUCCAGCACCGACUACUCUUCAAGCCAUCGUUUGUCACCAACUGACUCAAGACUUCGAUCCAGUAAAGGGAGCUCCCUAAGCUCAGAGUCUUCAUGGUAUGACUCUCCUUGGGGCAACACUGGGAACAUCAAUGAAUUGGAUCGGUCAUACCUUACUAGGAGCACUCCAGAUACAAGCAUUCAUGCCAGUUUUCCCCCAAAUGACAGCCAAAAGCCCUUUAACCAAAGUUCAUCUCUUUCCUCUCUCCGUGAUCUGUACAAGGAUACAAAUUUGGAAAGAAGCCCGGCCUCAGGCAUCAGGCUGUCUGAUGAAUACAUCAGUACUCCUGCUAGUUUGAGCAACCGUGUUUCAUUUGCCUCAGACAUUGAUGUUCCCUCCAGAGUAGAGCACCAGGGCCCUACACAGUACUCCUCUUACACCCUCCCAUGUAGAAAGUCUAAACCGUUAAAUGAAGAUGCGUCCAAGAAGGAUAGUUUAAAAAGCCGAAUGCGACGUAUCAGUGACUGGACGGGAAGCCUCUCGAGGAAAAAAAGAAAGCUGCAGGAGCCAAAAGCCAAAGAAGGCAGCGAGUAUUUUGACAGCAGAAUUGAUAACUUUGCUACGGAUACUCUGGCGCCACCACAGGUAUCCAGUUUGCUGUGGUCACCUGGCUCUGGUCCCAUUCUGUCACAGAAAAGUGAAUCCACUAAUGCAAUCAGCAGUGAUGUGUUGAGGCAGAACAUUUAUGAAAAUUUCAUGCGGGAGCUUGACAUAAGCAGGACUAAUGUUGAGAACACAGACACAUCGACUGAAAUGGAGGACUCCAGCAGUGAAUCACUCAGCUCCUUGGAGCAACUGGAUCUGCUGUAUGAAAAAGAACAGGGAGUUGUGCGCAAAGCAGGGUGGCUCUUCUUCAAACCGCUAGUAACUCUACAGAAAGAGAAAAAGCUUGAGCUGGUUGCCCGAAGAAAGUGGAAGCAGUAUUGGAUAACACUUAAAGGUUGUACCCUGUUGUUUUAUGAGACAUAUGGGAAGAAUUCCAUGGAGCAGAGCAGUGCACCUAGAUAUGCCCUAUUUGUGGAGGACAGCAUAGUGCAGUCUGUCCCUGAACACCCCAAGAAGGAAAAUGUGUUCUGCCUCAGCAAUUCUUUUGGAGAUGUAUAUCUAUUUCAGGCAACAAGCCAGACUGAUCUGGAAAACUGGGUUACAGCAAUACACUCAGCUUGUGCUUCCCUCUUUGCAAAAAAGCUUGGGAAAGAGGACACUGUCAGGUUGCUGAAAAAUCAGACAAAGAGCCUCAUCCAGAAGAUUGACAUGGAUGGCAAGAUGAAAAAGAUGGCAGAGUUACAGCUCUCAAUUGUCAGUGAUCCAAAGAACAGGAAAGCCAUAGAGAAUCAGAUCCAGCAAUGGGAGCAGAACCUGGAGAAAUUUAACAUGGAUCUCUUCAGAAUGCGCUGCUACCUGGCCAGUCUGCAAGGAGGGGAGCUACCAAACCCAAAGAGUCUUCUGGCUGCUGCCAGCCGUCGCUCGAAACUGGCACUAGGGCGGCUGGGUAUCUUCUCUGUCUCAUCCUUCCAUGCAUUGAUCUGCUCCCGGGAUGAGGCUGCUCUCAGGAAACGGACCCUAUCUCUGUCACAGAGAGUACGAAGCAAGAAGGGCUUGUUUUCGUCACUCAAAGGGCUAGACACAUUGGCAAGAAAGGGAAGAGAGAAACGGCCUUCAAUAAACCAGAUUUUUGAUUCAACUGGAGGGCAUGGAUUUGCUGGCACUCAGAAUGCAGGCAAUUCUACAGAGCAGCAAGUCAAUGAACUUCUGAAUGUUUACUGCUCAGCACCAGAGAAUGGCCAGAAGGAAAGCACUUGGGAAAUCCAGACGUAUGUUCACUUCUCAGAUAGCCAAGGAGUCACAUUAACUCUCAAGCCAGAACACAGGGUGGAAGAUGUUUUGUCUAUGGCCUGCAAGAUGAAGCACCUGGAGCCAAGUUGUUAUGGUCUACAACUUAGAAGACUGAUAGAUGAAAAUAUUGAAUACUGUGUUCCUGAAGCUUAUGAGUACAUGCAAGACCAGAUAUACGAUGAAAUAGAACUAUUUCCAUUAAGUGUUUAUCAUGUGAAUCUUACAAAGAUUGAGAAUAUAAAUGAUUUUGGUUUUGCAGUCACAGCUCAAGUUGACGAAAACCAACAUCUGACUCGUAUAUUCAUAAGCAAUGUCCUCCCAGAUGGACUGGCUUACAGGGAAGGGCUACGCGUAGGCAAUGAAAUCUUGAUUAUAAAUGGGGAAGCUGUGUCUGACCUUGACCUCAGACAGAUGGAGUUACUGUUUUCUGAGAGAAGUGUAAUGCUGACUCUGAGAACAAAUCAUUAUCCCAGUAAGCAAGCAUUAUGUACUUCGUGGUCAGAUGGUGACCUUUCCAGGGACCCCAAAAAUCUAUUACCCCCUCCUAAUCAGUCACAGCUCCUGGAAGAAUUUCUUGAUAACUUCAAAAAGAAUACAGCAAAUGAUUUUAGCAAUGUGCCUGAUGUCACUGCCAGUUUGAAAAGGAGCUCUACUGAUGGCACUUUGGACCAAGUACCACACAGGGAAAAGGCUGAACCACCUUUCCGGAGUGCUGAACAAAUCACAGCGCUGUGCCGGAAUUUUCCCGAAGUCCAAGCAAACGGUAUGGAAGGACAAAAGGGCAGUCAAGAUCCACCUCUGAAACCACUGGCACGACAUCUCUCUGAUGCAGAUCGAUUGCGGAAAGUCAUCCAAGAACUUAUGGAUACUGAGAAAUCAUAUGUAAAGGAUUUAAGCUGCCUCUUUGAGUUAUACUUAGAUCCCCUUCAAAAUGAGACCUUCCUUACCCAGGAUGAGAUGGAGUCCUUGUUUGGCAGCCUGCCAGAAAUGUUGGAUUUCCAGAAAGUAUUUUUGGAGACUCUGGAAGAUGGAAUUUCUUCCUCCUCAGAUUUUAACACACUAGAAACACCAUCCCAGUUCCGGAAACUGCUGUUUUCACUUGGCGGUUCUUUUCUGUAUUAUGCUGACCACUUUAAGCUCUACAGUGGAUUUUGUGCAAACCACAUCAAAGUGCAGAAGGUUCUUGAGAGAGCCAAAACAGAUAAAGCUUUCAAAGCCUUUCUGGAUGCGCGGAACCCCACAAAACAGCAUUCUUCGACACUGGAGUCAUAUCUCAUAAAGCCUGUUCAGAGAGUGCUGAAGUAUCCCCUACUCCUAAAAGAGCUGGUGUCCCUAACUGAUAAUGAGAGUGAGGAGCAUUAUCAUCUGACAGAAGCACUAAAAGCAAUGGAAAAAGUAGCCAGUCAUAUCAAUGAGAUGCAGAAGAUAUAUGAGGACUAUGGUACUGUGUUUGAUCAACUAGUUGCAGAUCAAAGCGGAACAGAGAAGGAGGUCACAGAACUUUCUAUGGGAGAACUUCUGAUGCACUCCACAGUUUCCUGGUUAAACCCUUUCCCGUCGCUGGGCAAAGCCAGAAAAGACCUUGAACUUACCGUGUUUGUUUUUAAGAGGGCUGUCAUACUAGUUUAUAAAGAGAACUGCAAACUGAAAAAGAAAUUGCCUACUAAUGCUCGGGCUGCACAUAAUUACAGUGACUUGGAUCCAUUUAAAUUUCGUUGGCUGAUUCCUUUAUCUGCUCUUCAGGUCCGACUGGGGAAUACAGCAGGAACAGAAAACAACUGCAUCUGGGAAUUGAUUCAUACGAAGUCAGAAAUAGAAGGCAGACCUGAAACAAUUUUCCAGUUGUGCAGCAGUGACUGUGAAAGCAAGACUAACAUUGUGAAGGUGAUCCGUUCCAUUUUGCGGGAGAACUUCAGACGUCGUAUAAAAUGCGAGUCUUCGCUGGAGAAAGCUUGCAAGGAUUGCCUAGUUCCUCUCAAGAACCGUGUGCCUGUUUCUGCCAAAUUGGCUUCCACAAGAUCCUUAAAGGCACUGAAGAAUUCACCCAGUAAUGAGUGGAACAGUGAUCUAGGGAAAGGAAACUUACUGGAUUCUGAUGAAUGCAGUCUGAGUAGCAGUACUCAGAGUAGCAGUUGCCAUACCACAGAAAGCAUACAGGAAUCUAAGAAUUCAUCUCCUGUGAAGCAUUUGCCGAGCUGCGCAUCAGAUUUUUCAAACAGCCUUGUCAAGGAAUCCGAUAUUCUCAGUGACGACGAUGAUGACUAUGAUCAGAGCCUCAAAAACGGCAGUCCUACUAAGGACAUUGAAAUACAGUUUCAGAGGCUAAAUAUUUCUGAGGGGCCCAGUGAUGACACAGAGCAAGAGCAGCCCAGUGAAAACGAGGCUGGGAAUGGUUAUAAAAUGGGGGAGCAUCCAAAGCUGGUGCGUGGACAUUUCUGUCCAAUUAAACGAAAGGUGAACAGCACAAAACGUGGUAAGGGAACUUUACUGGCAAUGCAAGAACGUCAUCAGUCUCUUGACGGUCAUUCUGAUAAUGGAAGUUUGGAUCUCAACUCUAUUUUAGAGAGGGAAUUUAGUGUCCAGAGUUUAACUUCUGUAGUUAAUGAGGACUGUUUUUAUGAAACAGAGGAAAAGCAUGGAAAAUCUUAGCUAGCUGAGUAUAAUAUGGUUUAAAAAGUUAAUUUUAAGGCCAAAUAAAUUUAACUUGUUUUGCUUUAAAACUAGUUAUUACAUGGAAAUUGCUGAAAAGCUAUUUUUUAUUUAUGCACUAAUACAUUUCCAUAAAAGCAGUUGUAAAGGAUUCUUAAGUUAUUUUAAUUUAUUGUGGAUCAGAAAACCUAGAUUAAGUUGGCCAGAGUCUAUAAAUAAGUUUAUCCCUUUUGAGCAGAUAAUAAAAUUACGUAGCAUCCUUACAGGAAACAUUUCUAAUUAUUUUAAAUUAUGUGGGAAAAUGUAUGGAAAAUGGGAGGGUGAGUUCUGUUUUAUAGGAAUAAAAAAAAAUGUCAAAACAACUUUU